Rodentolepis nana is the source of this 966-nucleotide messenger RNA. NCBI's taxonomy places the organism in Eukaryota, Metazoa, Platyhelminthes, Cestoda, Cyclophyllidea, Hymenolepididae. The record is from the annotation of a GenBank genome assembly.
AGCUACCAUGGAUCCAGUUUGGGAGGUUCACUUUGCAGUUUGACAAGCCGCGGUUAUGAUGGUGUAGCACAUAGUCUCGCAGAAGCCAUGCAGGAUGACGAAUCUCUAGCACGAAGCGCUCAACAGCAACUCUUUUUGGGAAGUCAACAACAACAGCAACAGCAUUUCGCCACUAUCACACCUAUUCCUCUGACCUUCAAUCGCUCUAAUUCACCAGCCAUUGGCAGCACUGUGUCAUCCAAAGUCCUGAGUGGGAAACGCGACUCUCUCUUCCUUUGUGAAAGCGAUUUCCCGGAGAUGGAAAGUAGUGCUCCUGUUGCGAUUUCGGAGACGAUUGAAGCUCCAACACUCAUUUCAAAUCUACCUUUUCCCAUGGAUGAACUAGAAAUCCAUGAAAUCGCCACUACAGAAGUCGCAACCCCCAUCCUUGGCGCCGUAACAGUAGCAGAGCCAGCUAAUAUGAAUGUAGCGACGUCUCUUCCCUUUAGAAUGGAUUUCUUAGGUGGUUCCCUCUUCUCAGAAGAGAGUUUGAGUUCUUCUCCUUCGAAACCUGGCGCCUCUUCAUUAGGCGGUGGCAGCAGUCUGCAGAUGUCGACUUCUAAGAAAACUAAAAAAGCGCGAAAGAGAGCAAGCGCCAAACGGAGACAAUUGCAGGAACUGCAACAGAAGGAGCCGCCGGAAACAGAGGAGUCUCCUGGUGUCUCUUCCACAAAUGUGGAUAUGAGUACUUCAAUCGCGUCCACGACUACAAGAUGGCAUCGUCGAUCAAGCAGCAGCAAGAAGGCGGAAGAUGAGGAGAAGGAAGUGUCGGAAUCGCCUCUAAAGAAGUUGCAGGGGAAGCAACAGAAGUCAUCUAAAAGGAGCUCCCCUUCUGGACUCUCCCUGAGUCGAUCGAUUUCUGAUGAAGAUUACGAUGACAACAAUGGUGGUUGGGCCGCUGAGAUUGAACGCGAUUCGCCUUAUUAA